GAGGAAGGCGCCCUAAAAUUUGAAAUAGGAAAGUUGGCGGGGCUGCGGGAGCUGGGUCUGGAGACCUGCUGUUGGCUUGAAUUGUUUCUGGUCUUGUGUGGGUUGGCGACGGGGCUCAGGUCUCCUGGAAAAGCAUUCUCUUACAAGAUGAUAGAGGACGAACUGGCACUAUUUGAUAAAAGCAUAAAUGAAUUUUGGAAUAAAUUCAAAAGCACUGUCAGUGACACGUCCUGUCAAAUGAUGGGACUAAGAGAUACCUACAAAGACUCCAUCAAAGCACUUACAGAAAAGCUGUCUGUGAAAUUAAAGGAAGAAGAAAGAAUGGUUGAGAUGUUUCUGGAAUAUCAAAAUCAGAUCUGUAGGCGGAAUAAGCUCAUUCAAGAAAAAAAAGACAGCUUGUUAAGAUUGAUUGCUGAAAUAAAAGACAAAAAUGAGAAACUAGAAGUAUUGACUGCAAAUAUUCAGGAUCUUAAGGAAGAAUAUGCUAGGAAGAAGGAAACUAUUUCUGCUGCUAACAAAGCUAAUGAAGAGAAGUUGAAAAGGCUACAGAAAUCUGCAGACUUGUAUAAAGAUCGACUUGGACUAGAAAUUAGAAAAAUUUAUGGUGAUAAGUUGCAGUUUAUAUUUACUAAUAUUGACCCUAAGCAUCCUGAGAACCCUUUUAUGUUUUCCCUCCACCUAAAUGAAGCAAGGGAAUAUGAGGUGUCAGAUAGUGCUCCUCAUCUUGAGUGCCUAGCAGAAUUUCAAGAGAAAGUAAGGAAGACCAACAAUUUCUCGGCUUUUCUUGCCAAUGUCCGGAAAGCUUUUACUGCUAUGGUUUAUAAUUAAUAUAUGAAUAGUAUAUAAACACUUUAUUUUUCUUCCCUAUUGUGUAUCUCUUUUAAAAGAAUUCUCAUUAUCCACUGUUUGCUUGUAAUUCUUUUGUAUUUUUGUAACAUUUCUGUGUGGUUUAUUUCUUUAAAUUAUUUUAACUAAAAUCUUAAAUAAAAUUUAUAAAGUCAAAUGUGUUCUUUUUAAGAUGAAAGAUAGUAUACUAUGAUAAAUGUGUGGGGAUAUAUAUAUAUAUAUAUAUAUGUAUUAGGAAGAGAGUUUCAGAGCACUUCCCCUCAGUUGCCUCUUAUGCCUAGGACUUGGCUCAGAGCUCUGCUUACCAUCAUAUAGCAGUAGAAUUUAUCUGAGAAGAAUGCUAUGGGUUGGUAGGAAUGUUAUCACUGGCCCAUCCCAGUGUGCAAGCCAGCUUUUAGGAACCAUUGAUUGGGAUUUUUCUGCAGAGAUAAAAAGCUAAUAAACUGCCCUAGAGAUUGGAGUGUGUGCUACUAACAAAGACUUUUUUUUUCAACAUUUUAUUUUUUUAAUAUCAAAUAUUUAAUAUAUAUUAAACAACAUACUAAUAUACAAGCAGUAGGCCAAAUAAGGAAUCAAACGGCAAAUCAAAAUAUGUGAAAACAAAAGAAAAAGAAAACACAAUAUUCUAAAACCUAUGGGAUGCAGCAAAAGCAGAUUUUAGGGUGAAAUUUAUGCCAUAAAUGGUAGUACUAAGAAAAAUGGUUUAAAUAAUAUUGCACCCCAAGAAACUAAAAAAAGAAGGUUAGCCAAUAUUUAGUAGAGGAAGCAAAUAAAAAUUGGAAAUAAACUAGAGACCAGAAUAAACAAUAACAUAACAUUGAAAGUAAUGACCAGAUUUCUAAAAAAAAAAAUGAACAAAAUUGGCAAUACAUAGUGUGAUAACAGAUUACUAUAAACCAUCACUAACAAAUCAAUUUCUAAAACUUAGGGGAAAAGCCCAGGUAAUUCCAAAAAAUGCACAAGUUACUGAAAUUGAAUCAUGAAUCUUGAAUCCAGGAAACAGGAAAUCUUAGAUCAAGAAUAAGAAUGAAAGCUGAAUUAGGAAUCAAAAAUCUCCCAUCACAGAAAAGCCUAAGACUACAUGGUUUCAUUGGUGAAUUCUACCAAACAUUUAAAUGAAUAAUUAAUGACAACUUGUAUCAAAAUCUUACAAAUACUGGAAUAGAGGGAACACAUUCAAAUCAUUCUAUGAAGCCAGUAUUACCCUAACACUAAAGCAGGAUAAAAACAAUAUGAGAACAGAAAAGUAUUUGUCCGAUAUAAGUACUGCUACUCUGGCUUGCUUUUGACAUCUAUUUGCAUGAUAAAUAUUUCCCCACCCCCUCACUUUCAACCUGCAGAUGUCUUAAGGUUCAUAAUGAGUCUCUUGUAGGUAGCAUAUAGAUGGGUCUUGUUUUUUUAUCCUUUCUGGCACCCUAUGUCUUUUGAUUGGGACCAUUUAGUACAUUUAUAUUCAAAGUAAUUAUUGGCAUGUGUUUAUAGCCAUUUUAUUACUUGUUUUUUCAUUGUUUCUGGAGAUUUUCUCUGAUCUUGUCUGUCACUUUUGGUCUCUCCUUUGCACUCAAGGAGUCCUCUUUACUAUUUAUUGCAGAUCUGGUUUAGUGGUCACGAACUCCUUCAGUUUUUGUUUGUCUGGGACACUCUUUAUCUCUCCUUCUAUUCUGAAUGAUAGCCUUGCUGAAUAGAGUAUUCUUGGCUGCAGUUUUUUCCCAUUUAGCACUUUGAAUAUAUCAUGCCACUCCCUACUGGCUUGCCAAGUCUCUGUUGAGAAAUCUCUAGCUAGCCUUAUGGAUUUUCCCUUGUGAAUUAAGGACUUCUCUUGUCUUGCUGCUUUUAAGACUUCUUUCUUUAUCAUUAUAUUUUGCAGAUUUAAUUAGAAUAUGCCCAGGUGUUGGCCUGCUUUUGUUGAUUUUGUUGGGAGUUCUCUGUGCCUCUUGAAUAUGGAUUUCUCCUUCCUUGCCCAGAUGAGGGAGAUUUUCUGCUUCCCUUCCUUUCCCUUCCCUUCCCUUCCUUCUUUUCUCUUUUUUUCUUUUCUAUGCUUUUCCCUUCUUUUCUAUUCUUUUCUUUUCAGAGAGAAAGAGCAUGAGAGUCAGGGAGAGGGACAGAGGGAGGGAGGGAGAGAGAGAGAGAAUCCUAAGCAGGUUCCAUGCUCAGUGCAGAGCCCAACACCGAGCUCAAUCCCAUGAACCUUGGAUCAUGACCCAAGCUGAAAUCAAGAGUUGGACACUCAACCUACUGAGCCACCCAAGCACCCCUCUGCUGUUAUUUCUUGAAAUAAAUUUCUGCUAACUUUUCUCUCCUUCUUCUUCUGGGACUCCUAUAAGUGUUACUACAUUUCAUGGAGUCACUGAGUUCUCUAUUUUCAUGCCACAUAGUUCUUCUUUCUCUCUUUUGUUCAGCUUACUUUCCAUUAUUUUGUCUUCUAAGUCACUAAUUUAUUCCUCUGCUUCUUCCAACUUACUCUUCAUUGCACCAAGCCUAUUUUCAAUCUCAUUUAUUGCAGUCUUCAUUCUGAUUUUUUUUUAACUUAUCUCUGUGGUAAGGGUCUCCCUGAUGUCUUCUAUUCUCUUCUCAAGCCCAGUGAGGAUCCUUAUGAUUGUUGUUUUAAAUUCUCCAUCAGGCAUGUUACUUAUAUCUGCUUAUCUUAGGCCUUUGGCCAUGGUCUUAUCUUGUUCUUUCAUUUGGCAUAAAUUCCUCUGUCUUGACAUUUUGUUUAAGUCUCUGACUUUUACUUUGUGCUGCAAAGUCAAUUAUACUCCUGCCCCUGCAAGUUAUGGCCGUAUGAAGAAGAGGUCAGGUAUUGCCAAUUCAUGGCACUUCACAGGGUGUCUCUGGUAUGUGCUGCAUGUUUUGGUUGCUCUAUCUUUCAGGCCAGUUGUCUGCAGAGUUUUUCCUUGACUACUGUGGGCAGUGUUUGGUCCCCGGCCUGAAUGUGGAGAGUUUUAACUAGAUGUGCUCUGGUCUGUGAAACCUGACAACAACUCCACCAGAACUGAGGCCCUGUAGAACUCUCUGGUUGAGAGAGGUGGUGUGGGCAGGGGUUUGUGCUGGUCUCCUGGGGGAGGGGCCUGCCACACUGGGACUGAGGCAACCUUGACUGAGAAGGGCAGUCCCACCAGCACAUGGGUCAGUAAGGGCGGGGGGACGGGGAGGGCGUUGGUAUAAGCAAGUUAGGCAGCCAGUGUACAGGCUGAGCUGCUUCCCUCAGGUGGCUCUGUGUUUAUGCUGAGGAGCAGGGGAGGGAGAUGGUUCCAGCCAGCUCCUUUGUUCCCAAAGAGGCAUCUGGAGCUUGUGCCUGACAACGUCUUAUCCUAUUUUAUCACCGUCUUGACUCAAGGGAAUAUUUUAACAGUGACAGUACAAUGAGCAAAAGUACAGCUUUCCUAAGCAGACCUUUACAUUUGGCCUUCUUUUUUGAUAUAACUACAUUUAAAUGAUACAUAAAAUUGUAUCAAAACCCGAUUUUGGUUUUUGUGGACCUAGCUUGAUUUGGAGCUCAAAUUAUAUUAGUAGGAUCCAUUGUUUAGCUGUUUUUUUCUAGGUUGAGGCCCCACAUGGUAGACCCCAGCAACUUCAAGCCGAUCCCAAUCCCUAAACCAAUCACUGGUGAUCAGGGGGUAAAGUACAUACUUUGAUUAGACUAGCUCCCAGCUGUAACCCAGGUGUGGAGGUAGGUUAACUUCAAAAAUGGAGCUAAGAGAAGGGGCAUUAUAGUUCUCUAAGGGACAGACUAGAUAAUUUGACAUCAAAAAAUAUCAGGUUACUGCUACAGUGAAUAUAUAUUUACUUAAUUCCCUACCUGAAUUAUAUCUACAAGGAACAAGCAUAAAAUGUAAAGAAAAAUCUUCAUUCACUGAAACUAGACGAAAACCAUGUCUCAUAGCACAAACUCUUGAAGAUACAAUGUUUUGUAUCAUGUAGUGAGGAAGGCAUUGAGCUGGCUUGCCUUGGUAAGAAACUCUGAAGUGUUCCUUUCACCUGCAAGUUACAGAGAUAGAGAUUGGGGAUGAAAGAAGAAAUGGGGAGCUUCCUUCCACCUAGGGUCCAUUUCUCUUUAGGGACAGCCAUUUUUCAUUUCUAAAUGGGCGUGGAGGUAGGGCAAGAUCUGGGAGGUAAGGCCAGGUAGGAGGAAAGUCCCAAAAGGACAAUGUAGGAACCAGCUUUACUGCUGGGGUCCAAAGAAAAGUGCACUAUCAUACGAAACAAAAGGCCUUAAGUAGUGGAACUUUAUAGUGAUUUGUUUUCUCACCUGAGAAGUUGAUUUGUUCCAAAAUUGGAAUUGGUUCGGGCUGGACACUUUAGAAAACUAGCUAUUUCUUUUUAAAAACUUUUAUGUGCCUGGCACUGUUCUAAGCCCUUUACAUAUGUCUACUCAUUUAUAUUUCCUCAACAGCCUGUGAGGUAGAUACUAUCAAUAACCUUGUUCUACAGAUAAGAAAUCCAACGUAGUAAGAGUUCAAGUAACUUUGAGUCACACAGCUCAUAAGCGUUAGAGUCGGAAUUCAAACGUAGGUGGCGGUCUGCCACCUAAUUCACGAGCUUCACGUGGACUACACCUUAUGCAUUUCUGUGCUGCAUUGCAGGAAAAGUAUAUGAAGACAAAGCCCUUAACAAAGAUUCUAAACAAACUUGAACUUCAAUAAUAUAACGUAGCAUUUGUGUUUCUAUAGAAGUAUAAAGAUUAAGAGAAAGAAAGGUAAACUCUCUUGAAAGUAGAGGAAUAUGCUUUGUCUGGAUCCAUAGGAAAUACCUUCACCGAGACAACAAAACAGCUUCAAAUCUCGGGGAGACAAUGAGCAGAGUACCUGGCCUUUUGGACCCAAAUGGCUCACUGAAACAGUCUCUAAGCCUCAAAAACUGCAGUCAUCAAUUUUAUGGAAAUGUUGGACGGAGGGCUGUUGACUUAGGUAUAACUCUAUCUGUUCAGUCAAAUAUAAAGACCUUAAUUGUUGAGGGUCACUAUGUGCCAACCCAGGAAUAUUCUGGAGCUAAUAUUACCAAUAUAUUAUCUUAAAUGAUAAAGUGGCUACAUUGUGAAAAUGUCAUUUUGAAUGAAUAAAAAUACACAUGAAAAGCAAACCAAA
Molecule: messenger RNA, 5930 nt
Organism: Neofelis nebulosa (Clouded leopard)
Lineage: Eukaryota; Metazoa; Chordata; Mammalia; Carnivora; Felidae
Gene: SPC25
Product: SPC25 component of NDC80 kinetochore complex
Exons: 7
Coding region: 148-828 (226 amino acids)
Biological process (GO): chromosome segregation
Cellular component (GO): Ndc80 complex
Source: RefSeq, a predicted model, not a curated record